GCGAGGGUGUGUGUUGGGGGGGAUCCAGAUCUGAAGGACUGGAGUGUGAGGACAUAUCUCUAAGGCAUGAUGGGGAGCUCCAGAUCUGAAGGGUUGGGAAUCUUGGCUCUAAGGAGUUGGGGUCCUGUCUUUAGAGCAUGAGGUGGUUCUCUAGAAAUUGACUUGGACGGGUUGGACUCAAUGGCUCACACCUGUAAUCCCAGCACUUUGGGAAGCUGAGGUGGACGGAUCACCCAAUUCGAGAUCAGCAUGGCCAACAUGGGAAACUGUCUCUCCUAAAAAUACAGAAGUUAGCUGAGCGUGGUGGCACGGCCUGUAGUCCCAGCUGCUUGGGAGGCUGAGGCAGAAGAAUUGCUUGAACCCGGGAGGUGGAGAUUGCAGUGAGCCAAGAUCACAUAGCUGCACUCUAGCCUGGGCGACCUGAACAACAGAGCCAAAAAAGAAAAAAAGGAAAAAAGAAAAGAAAAGAAAUUGACUUGGACAGAGCUUCUUUGGGAGAAAGGGAUCAGCGUGGCGUGGGAAAAAGAGAAGCUCUUUGGAACAGGGUGGGGAUGACUGCCUUAGGACUACCCUGUUUCCUGAAGUCAGUUUGGCAAGAAGCCUUUUGUCUUUUAAGCACCACAGGUCCCCCUAAACUUGCCUGUAACUAAGGACUGUCCCCAGGCUGGGAUAGCUAUGCACUAACCAACCCCUGAGCAUUCUUUGGGAAAGAACAGUCACAUCCCUAAUCCUUACCCUCAUUCCAGCAGUCUUAAGAUGGGACAUGUGUAAGAAGGGGGUGUGAACUCUUGAUCCAGGACCCUCUUGUCACACCCCAUCUUUAACAAGAAAAGAGGAACUGAGACCAGAACUGGGGCUUACCUUCGAGAAGAGGAGUCUAGCAUGUCUCAUGAAUCAGCAGAGGACCUAUUUCACUUUAACGUAGGGGGCUGGCAUUUCUCAGUUCCCAGAAGCAAACUCUCUCAGUUUCCAGACUCCCUACUGUGGAAAGAGGCUUCAGCCUUGACCUCUUCAGAAAGCCAGAGGCUAUUUAUCGACAGAGAUGGUUCCACAUUUAGGCACGUGCAUUAUUACCUCUACACCUCCAAACUCUCCUUCUCCAGUUGUGCAGAACUGAACUUGCUGUAUGAGCAAGCAUUGGGUUUGCAGCUGAUGCCUUUGCUGCAGACUCUAGAUAACCUGAAGGAAGGGAAACACCAUCUACGCGUGCGGCCUGCAGACAUACCUGUUGCAGAGAGAGCAUCUCUGAACUACUGGCGAACAUGGAAGUGUAUUAGCAAACCCUCAGAAUUUCCAAUCAAAAGCCCAGCCUUCACAGGCCUACAUGAUAAGGCGCCUCUGGGGCUCAUGGACACACCCCUGUUAGACACAGAAGAGGAGGUGCACUACUGCUUCCUGCCACUAGACCUGGUGGCCAAGUAUCCCAGCCUAGUGACUGAAGACAACCUGCUGUGGCUGGCUGAGACGGUGGCCCUCAUCGAGUGCGAGUGCAGCGAGUUCCGCUUCAUCGUGAAUUUUCUUCGCUCACAGAAGAUGUUACUACCGGAUAAUUUCUCUAACAUUGAUGUAUUAGAAGCAGAAGUGGAAAUUCUGGAAAUCCCUGCACUCAUGGAAGCUGUAAGGUUGUACCGGAUGAACAUGGGUGGCUGUUCCCGGACCACCUGUCCUCCCCUGAGCCCUGGGAAGGGGGCCCACACAGCCAGCUUGGAGUCCAUGAAGCCACUCUACACAAUGGCCCUGGGUCUGCUAGUCAAGUAUCCAGACUCUGCGCUGGGCCAGCUCCGCAUCGAGAGCACACUGGAUGGAAGCCGGCUGUACAUCACAGGAAACGGUGUCCUCUUUCAGCACGUCAAGAAUUGGCUGGGGACUUGCCGGCUGCCCCUGACAGAGACCAUUUCUGAGGUGUACGAGCUUUGUGCCUUCCUGGACAAGAGGGACAUCACCUAUGAGCCAAUGAAAGUGGCUUUGAAAACUUAUCUGGAGCCGAGGACUUUGGCACCCAUGGAUGUGCUCAAUGAGUGGACAGCAGAGAUCACUGUAUAUUCCCCAAAACAGAUCAUCAAAGUAUAUGUUGGAAGCCACUGGUUCGCAACCACCCUGCAGACACUGCUGAAGUAUCCAGAACUGCUGUCCAACCCUCAGAGGGUAUACUGGAUCACAUAUGGACAAACCCUGCUCAUCCACGGGGACGGCCAGAUGUUCCGACACAUUCUCAACUUCCUGAGACUUGGCAAAUUAUUUUUACCAUCUGAAUUUAAGGAAUGGUCCCUCUUCUGCCAGGAAGUGGAGGAAUACCACAUUCCAUCCCUCUCAGAAGCCCUUGCACAAUGUGAAGCAUACAAGUCAUGGACUCAGGAGAAAGAAUCUGAAAAUGAAGAAGCUUUACCCAUCAGGAGGCUGCACGUGGUGACAGAAGGGCCAGGGUCACUGAUGGAGUUCAGUAGAGACACUAAAGAAACCACAGCCUACAUGCCUGUGGACUUCCAAGACUGCAGUGAUAGGACUCCAUGGAACAAGGCUAAGGGAAACCUGGCCAGGUCCAACCAGAUGGAGGAGGCUGAGCAGUACACCCGGCCCAUCCAGGUGUCCCUAUGCCGGAAUGCCAAGAGGGCAGGCAACCCCAGCACAUACUCACACUGUCCUGGCUUGUAUACCAAUCCCGGACACUGGGGGAGACACCCUGAGAGCCCCACCAAGAAGAAAUGCACCACAAUCAACCUCACACAGAAAUCUGAAACCAAAGACCCUCCCGCUACUCCCAUGCAAAAACUCAUCUCCCUGGUGAGAGAAUGGGACAUGGUCAAUUGCAAACAGUGGGAAUUCCAGCCACUGAAAGCCUCCCGGAGCAGCCCCUUGGAGGAGGCCACCCUGCAGCUCCCCUUGGGAAGCAAGGCUACUUCCCAGCCCAGCACCUCAGCUGCCUGGAAAGCCCAUUCCACAGCCUCAGAGAGGGAUCCAGGACCACAGGCAGGGGCUGGAGCUGGAACGAAAGACAAGAGGCCAGAGCCAACCUUUAAGCCAUACUUCCCCCCAAAAAGAGCUGGUACCCUGAGGGACUGGAGCAAGCAGAGGCCCAAGGAGAGAGAAAGCCCUGCCCCUGAGCAUCCUCUGACUGAUGCCAGUGUGAUAGAGAGCCCAGGGGUCAUCCUCAAAGUGACUCACCCCCCAGUGGUGGGCAGCGAUGGCUUCUGCAUGUUCUUUGAGGACAGCAUCAUCUACACCACACAGAUGGACAACCUCAGGCACACACCACCCACAGCCAGCCCCCAGCCCCAAGAAGUGACUUUCCUGAGUUUCUCUCUGUCCUGGGAAGAGAUGUUUUAUGCGCAGAAAUGUCACUGUUUCCUGGCGGACAUCAUCCUGGAUUCCAUCAGGCAAAAGGACCCCAGAGCCAUCACAGCCAAGGUGGUCUCCCUGGCGAACCGGCUGUGGACCCUGCACAUUAGCCCCAAGCAGUUUGUGGUGGAUUUGCUGGCCAUCACUGGCUUCAAGGACGACCGGCACACCCAGGAGCGUCUGUACAGCUGGGUGGAGCUUACACUGCCCUUCGCCAGGAAAUACGGCCGCUGCAUGGACCUGCUCAUCCAGAGGGGCCUGUCUAGGUCUGUGUCGUACUCCAUCCUGGGAAAGUACCUACAAAAGGACUAGGGUGCCCAGAGAUGCAGGCCCUCAUGCCCCACCCACCAAGACUCAUUUUAACUGGACAUUGCCCCAGAAUGCAUGUGC
Messenger RNA from Callithrix jacchus (white-tufted-ear marmoset), 3726 nucleotides. It is a transcript of the gene KCTD19, whose product is annotated as potassium channel tetramerization domain containing 19. The record is from RefSeq and is a predicted model, not a curated record. Lineage: Eukaryota; Metazoa; Chordata; Mammalia; Primates; Cebidae. Gene Ontology annotation, biological process: protein homooligomerization.